UUUAAAGAAUAGUUUUAAGAAAAAAGUCUACCAUAAACAAUAAAAUGGCGGUCCGUUUUUUGUGUGUGCGAUAAAAUUAUUGUUUUCAAUAAAUGCGACGAAUGUUGUGAACUUAUAAAGAUUUGUAAAGUUGCAUCGACUGUAAUUACGACAUGAGUUGCAAUAAAGUGCUGACUAGACGUUUUGCUAAAAAAUAUCCUAAAGAUUACGUGUGUCUCAAUGUCGCUCAUAGCGUCGUUGUCUUGCCGCUAUAUAAAUUGAGCUGAUUAAAUCAAUUUUGUAGUUGAUGGAGAUAAUCUGAUUUGGCAAAUAAACUAAAUUGUUUUUAAAGCAUGGACUUACAACUAAAAGUAUGAAGUAGUCGGCGAUUUGAUUGACGGGUACAUUGUGUCGUUGUGCGUUAGUGGUUGUGAAAGCGUACAUACAUGCUCAUAAUGAUAAAACUGUCACCAGGCGUGUUUACCAUCAAAUAGUGAAUUUGUGUUAGUGGGUUUGUUUUUAUUUUCAUGUAGUAUAAAAAUUUGAACUGUUACAAUGUGUAUGCCAACUCCCAAUAAUGUUUCGGGCUUUGGUUAUUCCUGGGGCUUCACGAGCAACGCGGAUCUCACUAAGGGCGAAGUGGAAACACCGAGUAGCUUGAGCUACACCUUGGGAAAUACGGUUUCACCAGAGACAACACUUACUGUAAUGUCCCAUAAGACACCUCAAGUGCAAGAAAAAGUGGGAACUGUUGUUGCAGUGUCCAACACUGCAGCACAAGUCACCAGGGUGGUUACCACUGGUACUCCUACUAGACGAAUGUUUGUGGUAAAUGAAGCACCUACUCACACAAUCAACAGAGUUUCACAGCAAAAUCAAACAACAACAAUACAUACACCAGCCAGCUUAACAGCAAAACCUUUUAUGACACCAUUAGGCCCCAUACAACUUACAGCUGAAGAAUGCAAUGAGAUAUUAAUGAAGCGUGCUUUGCAAGCUCAAGGCAUAGCUACUCCUGUCAUUGAUGCUUCGCAGUUGAACCACACUCUGUUGAAUGGUGGCAUCAAGACACUGAAUGAGGCCACUACCCAACAAACUCAGCAAGAUAACAAUAUACAGACAACAACUGUGCAUCAACAUCAUUUACUGCAUGCAAAACAGGAACCAGGCACAGCAAACAACUCACCAAAAACGGUGUACUCGCAGACAGAGAUGAUGAACAGCAACACGGUGAUGACGACGGCACCGCCCGCCGCCGUUAAGGAGCGCCCUUACUCUUGCGACGAGUGUGGCAAAUCAUUCCUCUUGAAGCAUCAUCUGACCACACAUGCUAGGGUUCAUACGGGAGAGCGCCCUCACGUAUGCGCUCACUGUGGCAAGGCAUUUGCUCGGAAGCAUUGCCUCAACACGCAUCUACUACUGCACUCUGCGGAGCGGCCAUACCGCUGCCACGAGUGCAAGAUGGCUUUCACGCUCAAGCAUCAUCUGGUCACGCAUUCAAGGGUGCACAGCAGAGAACGGCCAUACAUUUGCGGCGAGUGCGGGCGUGGGUUUCCCCUCAAGCGGCACCUGGUGACGCACAGCAAGUACCACGCCGGCGAGCGGCCCUACGUUUGCAACGAUUGCGGGGAGAGCUUCGCGCAGAAGGAACACUUGGUGAUGCACAGCCGAUUCCACGGCUCGUUAUCACCGUUCGUAUGCAGCGAAUGUGGGGCAGCUUUCGCGCGCAAAUUCCAGUUAGUGAACCACGGGCGAGUGCACGGGAAGGUGCCCCACGCGUGCCCCGUCUGCGGCAAGGAGUUCCUACAGAAGCGCACGCUGGUGGCGCACAUGAAAAUCCAUACGGGUGAAGGCGUAGUCGCAUGCUUAGAAUGCGGCGAAGCGUUCAAAUGCAAGGCGGAGUUGCAACAGCACUGCAAAAUCACUAGGCACUGCCUCAUGACGACCCAAUCCCAACAACAAACGCAGCAACAACAACAGCAGCAACAGCAACAACAACAACAGCAGCAGCAACAACAACAGCAGCAGCAGCAACAACAAGUUCAACAACAACAGGCGACGGUUAUAAAACAGGAUGAUUUCAAACCGCAAAUCAUUCAAGUGAGCUCUGAUGACUUCAAGCCGCAAAUAGUGCAGGUCAAUCUCUCGCAGGUCAUCGGCGCUGACGGUCAAAUAGUGACAGAAAAGACGACACCUGGUUACGCGUGCCCAGAAUGCGGUUCCUGUUUCAACACUAAGGAGGCGUUGUCGCUGCAUGUCCGCUUGCACGCGGGCGACCGCACCUGCGUGACGGACCUGUGCGCCCUCACCGCCGCCCUGCAGCCGGGACUGGUGGCCGCGCACCAGGCCACACAUAAUCAACCAAUUCAAAUUAUCUCUUCAAACCCCAAUAAUGUUGUACAUACGCAAGUUAUAGCUACGAAUCACCACAUAGCUCCGCCCCGGCCAAAGAUACAUUUUUGUUUAGAUUGUAACAAAGGUUUUGCCGCCAAACAUGGUUUAUUGGCGCAUCACAGAAGACAUCCAGACGGCAGCUGCACGCUGCGGACCCACGUGUGCGAUCAGUGCGGCAAAGCGUUCUUCCAGAAAAACCAUCUGAUGCUGCAUCAAAGGCAACACAUGGAUUUACCGCCCAGAAAUCAAGCGAAUCAACAAGCGCAACAAGCUGCCCAACAGGCGGCGCAACAGGCAGCGCAACAGGUUCAACAACAAGUUCAACAGCAACAACAACAACAACAACAGCAGCAGCAGCAGCAACAACAACAACAGCAUCAUCAGAAUACGAUUGAGAUAGAGCACCAACCACAAGAACAGCCUACGCAUAUACAAGUGGUGACAGAUCGAUCGGGUCAAGUGAUAGGCAACCAAAUACUAGUGGGCUCCGUUGGUGGAGUGAAUGUAGCCAGAAGACUCGUCGGCUCACAAUUACACAUUAUACGGCCUCAAGACAACAAGAACAUAUUACAACACAAACAUACGAGGCAUCACACCGGUGGUGACGUGAAAGAAGUGGGUGGACUGGUUCUCUCCACGGGCCGGGGGACGGGACUUAUAAAGUACGAAAUAUCUAUCCCUCAGCCAACGUCCGUCGUUCAAGUGCAGCAGUUAGAUUGAAACGCAGACAAACCUAACUCUUAUUUACACUAGCGUACGGCACAAAAUCACGUAACAUUGCUAAUAAAAUUAGAGCAUCAGAAGAUUAAAAUCUUACAGGUGCAGAGGUUACACAGAAUCCACGCCGACAAAUAAAGCUCUUAUUUACAAUAGCAUACGCCACAAAAUGUCGUAGAAGAAAUAAACAAUCUGCUAUUCCAAAAAUUAAAGAGGUCUUGCAAGGGCAGCAGUUAGACUGAACCCAUACCGACAAUUUAGUUCUUAUUUACACUAUUUAUGUAUAUGGCACAAAAUGUCGUUGAAGAAAUA
Molecule: messenger RNA, 3402 nt
Organism: Chilo suppressalis (striped riceborer)
Lineage: Eukaryota; Metazoa; Arthropoda; Insecta; Lepidoptera; Crambidae
Source: the annotation of a GenBank genome assembly